Molecule: messenger RNA, 4585 nt
Organism: Cornus florida
Lineage: Eukaryota; Viridiplantae; Streptophyta; Magnoliopsida; Cornales; Cornaceae
Product: disease resistance protein RGA2-like
Exons: 7
Coding region: 95-3463 (1122 amino acids)
Biological process (GO): defense response to other organism
Molecular function (GO): ADP binding
Source: RefSeq, a predicted model, not a curated record
AGCUGCACAAACAAACUAUUGAAUCAUUUCUUCUUUUACCAUUCUCUCAAUCCUUCAAUUUUCUCAAGGGCUUAUUCUGUUGCUGCACAAAGAAAUGGCAGAAGCACUUCUGACUGAAAUUGUGAAGAAGUUGGGUUCCGCUCUUCUCCAAGAGAUGGGACUUGUGUGGGGCAUGAAGGAUGAACUUGACAAACUCAGAAACACGGUUUCCACAAUCGGAGCAGUACUUGCCGAUGCAGAGGAGCAGCAACUCACAAACCAUGAGAUUGAAGACUGGCUCGAAAAACUCAAUGAUGCAUUUCUUGAUGCUGAUGACUUGCUCGAUGACAUCUCCACCCAACUUCUCUGCCGUCAGGCUAUGACACACAACACGAGGCUAAAGAAGGUACGCCAUUUUUUCUCUAGCUUAAACAAGCUUCCUUUCAGUAGUAAGUUGGCUCAUGAGAUUAAGGCCAUUAGGGAGAGACUAGAUGCGAUUGCCGAAGAUAAGAAAAAGUUUCACCUCACUGAACGGCCUAUAAAUCAGAUGCGAGUUGAGAAUAUUAAGAGAGAGGAGACUUACUCUUUUGUUCGUGCAGAAAGUGUUAUUGGGAGGGAUGGUGAUAAAAUGGCAAUUGUACAGCUUUUAUUGGAAAGCAACGUUCAGGAACAGAAUGUGUCAGUUGUUGCAGUAGUUGGAAUUGGGGGAAUGGGAAAGACCGCACUUGCACAAUUAGUAUAUAAUGAUGAGAGGGUCACUAAACAUUUUGAUCUUAAGACGUGGGUUUGUGUUUCUAACAUCUUUGAUGCGAAGGUCAUUGCAGAAAAGAUAAUAGGAGACCAAACACCUGAAAAUCUUUUGUUGGAUAAAUUGCAAGAAAAAAUUGGUGAGAAGAAAUUUUUGUUUGUGUUGGAUGAUGUGUGGAACGAGAAUCGUGACAAAUGGUUACAAAUGAUAGAUUUGCUAAUGGGUGGUAUGAGAGGAAGUAAAAUUUUAUUGACUACUCGUUCUGAGUUGGUUGCAAAUGUUUCAGGGUCAAAUUCACCAUAUUUUUUAAAAGGCUUGUCUGAGGAGGAGUCCUGGUCUUUAUUUGAAAAAAUGGCAUUCAAAGAAAGUAAAGAGUCAGAGAAUACAUUUCAAGUAACAAUAGGCAAGGAAAUUGUUCGGAAGUGUAAAGGAGUCCCUCUUGCCAUAAGGGCUGUAGGUAGCCUACUAUACAUUAAAGAUACAAUGGAUGAGUGGGAGCUUUUUAAAAACAACGAUUUGUCAAAAAUAGCCGAAGAAGAAGAUGUUAUUUUUCCAAUACUGAAGUUAAGUUAUGAUUAUCUUCCUUCGCAUCUGAAGAGAUGUUUUGCAUUCUGUUCCUUAUAUUUAAAAGAUCAAAUUAUUGAUAAGCAAGAAUUAAUCCAAUUGUGGAUUUCAGAGGGAUUCAUUCAGGGACCGGUGUAUGAAAAUCAGCAGUUGGAGGAUGUUGGUGACUUGUAUUUUAUGGAUUUACUUAGGAGGUCCCUUUUUCAAGAUGUCCAAAGAGAUGAAUGGGGUGAUGUAAUAAGUUGCAAAAUGCAUGAUCUUGUUCACGAUCUUGCGCAAUUGGUUGCGAAGGCCAAAUUUUUCAUGGUGAAUUUGGACGUAGAAAAUGUUGUGAAUUUGAAUGUAGAAAAUGUUGAUGCAAGAAUUCGUCACAUGUCACUUUAUUCCGAUGUAAAUUCGACCCACUUGGAUAGAGCUAACAAGUUACGGACAUUUUUUUCCAAUGCUAAGUAUGUUCAAAUGUUGGGUAAGUUGACUUUUGAAAGGUUUCUUUCAAGUUUUAAAAGGUUACGUGUAUUGGAUUUACAUUCGGUGGAGGUGGGGAUGGGGAAGAUGCCUUAUAUAGGCAAGUUAAAACAUUUAAGGUAUCUUGAUCUCAGUGAAAAUUGGGGCAUAGAGACUCUGCCAAGUUCCAUAACCACAUUGCAAAAUUUGCUGACCUUAAAACUCAAUGGAUGUGGGUCUCUUAAAGAAUUGCCAAGUGAUUUUAAGAAAUUGGUCAGUCUUAGACAUCUUGAACUUGACAAAUGCGAUGCAUUGAGUUGCAUGCCUAAUGGAUUGGGUGAGUUGACGUCUCUUUUGAAAUUAACAUUGUUUGUAGCAGAGUCAAAUAGCCGAUUGAAUGAAUUGCAAAGCCUAAACAAUUUACUGGGAAAGUUAGAAGUUGUUGGACGCGGGGACUGCUCAUCUGGCCGCAUUUGUUUAAAAACAACAUCGACAAAUGGCCUAAGCUGGACAUUAGAGUUUCCAUCGUGGAGAAGGGAAGGAGAUCUUGAGCAGGGGUUAUUGUUGGAAGGCCUACGUCCACAUCUGAAUCUAAAGAAGCUGAAAUUAUUUAAUUAUUUGGGAGUGAGUUUCCCAAGUUGGAUGAUGGUUGACGAAAUUGGGUUAUCCCUCCCAAAUCUAAUCAGAAUUGAUAUACAAGGCUGUAACGGAUGGAAACAUCUUCCACCAUUUGAGCAACUUCCUUCUCUCCAAUUUCUUCGGGUUGAAUACUUGUUAUCCCUAGAGUACAUAGACGAAGAGAACUCGCAACACCAACAUCAAAAUUCUUGCUUCUCUUCUUUACCCUCCUCAUCCAGUGGAGCAGCAACAAGAAGAAGAGAAGCAACACCAGUAUCAAUAUUCUUCCCAUCCCUGAAAGAACUCGAAUUGGUUACCUUGCUUAAACUGAAAGGAUGGUGGAUGAGUACUACUGAAGCAGAAGAAGAAGCAACAGCGACCACAACUUCUUCACCAGCUCAACAGCAAUAUCAUCAGCUCCCAUCAUUUCCUUCUCUUUCCAAAUUAACCAUCAGUUCCUGCCUUAAUCUGGCAUCAGUGCCUCUUCUGCAACCAUGUCUUGAAACACUAGAUCUCAUUGCGGUCAACAAGAAUCUAGUACAACAGUUAAUGAUGAUGGUGUCUCCAACAACUGUCGCAACGUCGUCCUCUUCAUCUUCUUUGCUUCUUCCUCUUCCCAAUUUAAAGUCUCUGUCUUUAACAUUCAUCGAGGAUCUAGUUACUCUGCCCGAGGAUUCAUUUCGAAGCCCCACUUCUCUCCAGAAGCUUGAGAUUUGUUAUUGUGGAAGACUAACCUCUCUGUCAGGAACACUGCGACAUCUCACCGCACUCAAUUCCUUGUCUAUCCGCCACUGCUGUGGGCUUGAUCUGUUAGAUGAUGAUGACGGCAUGCAAUUUCAAGGCCUCGAGAGCCUGACGUAUCUCCAUAUUGAAGCUCUUCCAAAGCUGGUAUCUCUUCCUGUGGGGCUUCAACAUGUUACGACUCUGCAAAAACUAUACAUUUUUCCAUGCCUUAAAGUUUUAUCUGAUAGAUGCCAGAAAGAAACAGGGAAAGAUUGGCCCAAGAUUGCUCACAUCCCAAUUGUUUCUCUUGAUCCAUAUCCUCGUUUUUCGAUAGACGAAUUUGAAUUUGAAUUGGAUUUGCAAUCAGACAGUGAUGGGCUACAAUGACGAGUCAUUGUAAUAAGUAAACAAGAUUGCACAUUUCAUUCUACAAAUUGCAACUACAACAACUUAGGAAUGUCCGCAUGUGUUAUGGGGUACAUUUGUUGUAGUCUUCUUCUUUUUCCUGUCCAUGUGUUUAAUUUCGAAGGUUCUUGGAGCUUGGGGGGAGGGGAAAGUAAGGCCAAAAAACAAAAGACAAACAGAGGCAGCAUGAGGUGCGAGGGGAAUGUGAGCCUAUGUCUAUAUAUUAACAAACGCUGGUUUAUCAAGAGUACGCAAGAAAAGCAGUUUGAAUUGCCACAAAUGUUUGCUACUUAGUUUCUUCCACUCCAAAAGUUACUAUAGUUGGCUUUCAACAUAUAUUUCUGUGGCUAUUUACUACUGGAGACUUAUUGUCCCUAUUGGUACUAGUGAUUAAGGUAGCAAUUCCGCUACAUAUUUUGUCAUCCAUUUUUCUGCUGCAUAUGUUGUAGGAGAGAAGCAAUGGGCUUCUCUGUGGAGCACGGAUAUUCAAUCCAGAGAGGCAAUAUAAGCUGCGGGCAAUAGCAAACAACUCUGGGAUGAUUACUGGGCGGUAAUAUGUUCUUUCAGCCCAUUUCAGAAAGGCUAGAGAAGUGCAUCCAAACCCAAGAAUGGUUGGCCAAGAAUGGGAAUGCUAUUUUGUGCCUCAGAAACUUCAUAGAACAUCUAAACCCACAGAUUCACUGGCUCCAGUAGUGAGAUUCAAAUCUUUAAUACUAUCAUGGAGCAUGUCGGUUCUUGGGGCUGGGUGAAGGGGAAAGUCAAGGCCAGAAAAGCCUAGCACAAAUAAGGGCUGCACGGGACGAAAACUCAGAGGCAGCGCUGAGGUGCGAGGGGAACGUGAACCUACAUGUAAAUAAACGCUGGUCCAUCAAGAAUACAUAAAAAAAAAAAAAAUAAAUAAAUAAAAACACUUCAAAUUGUUGAUUAAAUUGAGAAGUGGUUCUUUCAAACCUGCAGCUAUUAUUUGUUCAGUUGAAUAGUUGGAUUUGAGAAUUUUCAAUUACUCGCAUUUGAUCAAAACUGUUAUGUUUGGAUAUAGUUAUUUGGAUUUCAUCAAAAUUAUACUUUGUGUUUAAUUGACUCUUUAUGAAUACCAAUAUGCCA